AUGUGGCCCACAAGUGGACCGGAAAAUUCAAAUAAGGAACUAGCGAACAGGAAGCAUCUUAAGCCUCGUGUAUCCGCGCAGAGGAAGGAGAAGAAGGGCUGGAAGGUGGUCACCUUUCUGCGGACGGUUCUCCUCCUGAACAGCAGUAGAGUUGCAGCUACAGAACAUGAGGAGGACCAGAAUGAGUCCCAUGGAACUCGGCACACUUGGAACACCGAUGCAACUUGCACACAGAAACGGAAGACACCUAAAAAGUCUUUUCUCAAGAAAGCUCUCGGACUGUUCACCAAAUGGAACGGAAAAGUUGGACAGAGUGAAAGACGAGGGGACGACAGUGGAUGGAAUGAUGGCGCUGGACCCAGUUCACAGAGAGCUCCUCCAUGCAGCCAGACAUCCACCAGUGUUCACGAGAGUGCAUUCGACUGGAUACUGCCUGGUGUUCCUGAAGAAGCACGGACUCAGAGCAGCGCGGAAAACUGGAAGAAAGUCACUUCCGCACCAGAUAUGCACGAGCCGAGACCAGGACCAUCUCAGCAUGAAGACCACCGAGAUUGCACUGUCCUUUUCUCGGUGAUGGACAAUGUGAACAGGGGGCCGAUGGUCUUCAGCAGCAGUGAAGAACAGAGCAAAACUGAGGUAAAUGCUGUAACACCCGAGUUGCCCGAGCUGAAAGCAGAACCGUCCCACCUUGGAGAUCUUCAGGGCAGCGCCAUGACACUUCCUGAGAAGAAGAGCUCCUCCAGCAGCAGGAAGCUCUCUGAAGUGCCUGAAGAAAUAGCAGUCUGCAUAGAGGACUCCAGCAGUGCCACGGACGAGACCACAGAGAUCCCAACUCCAUCAAAUUAUCACCUCCUGUGGUUCAGCUUUUGCAUUGUGUUGUUUGAAGCAAUUUACAUUUACCUCUUCAUUUUUCUGUUUUCUAACCUGAAGUUUUAAUAACAGACUGACUUGUGCAGUAAAAGAGCUGUUAAUGCACUGCAGAGGAAGGAGAAGCAGAAGGGCCAGGUGGUGGUGACCCCUCUGUGGAUGUUUCUCCUCUUAAGCUGCUGUACAGGUUUAUCUUCUGAACAUGAGGAAGACCUGAAUGAGCUGCACAGAGCCUGAUACAGCGAAAGAAUAUGUGCACGGAAACAGACACGAAACAAAGACGUGGUUCUGCAGGAAAGCCCUCGGAGAGUGCAUCCAGAUGAAGACGGCCUGUUGUUCCUGAAGCAACAUACAAAUGGAGUGGGGCGGAAAACCAUUUUGCUGUCUGAGCUGCACAAGCUCCACAACCUGGACCGUCCAAAGACCUUCAUGGCUGCACCAUCCUGUUCCGAGGGAUGAUGGACCACCUGAACAGUGUGCUGACGCUCUCAAAUGGCUGUGAAGAACAGGGCAAAAGAGAGAGACCCUGUAACCCCUGAGCAGCAGAGCCGGGAGGUUUGUCCCACCUCAGAGAUCUUCAGGACAGCGCCGUCACGCUUCUUGAGAGGAAGAGCACCUCUGGCAGUGAGAAGCACACUAAAGGGUGUGAAGAAGUUGCAGACUAGAUAGAGGACCCCAGCGCUGCCACAAAGAGACCACCACACAUUCCUCAACUCCAUUUCUGACCCACUGCUUUAAUAAAAG
This is a messenger RNA of Pygocentrus nattereri (red-bellied piranha), 1611 nucleotides long. RefSeq lists its product as uncharacterized. NCBI's taxonomy places the organism in Eukaryota, Metazoa, Chordata, Actinopteri, Characiformes, Serrasalmidae. The record is from RefSeq and is a predicted model, not a curated record. The transcript is spliced from 3 exons. The coding region runs from base 1 to 936 and encodes 311 amino acids.